Molecule: messenger RNA, 321 nt
Organism: Gloeophyllum trabeum ATCC 11539
Lineage: Eukaryota; Fungi; Basidiomycota; Agaricomycetes; Gloeophyllales; Gloeophyllaceae
Product: fungal hydrophobin
Exons: 3
Coding region: 1-321 (106 amino acids)
Cellular component (GO): fungal-type cell wall
Molecular function (GO): structural constituent of cell wall
Source: RefSeq, a predicted model, not a curated record
AUGUUCUCCAAGCUCUCCCUCGCUGUCACCGGGGCUCUCGCCAUCCUUGCUGCCGCCACCGAGCCCGCUGGUCAAUGCGCGACCGGCAACCUGCAGUGCUGCAACAGCGUCCAGAACGCUAGCGAUCCCGCCGUCGCCACCAUACUCGGAUCGCUUGGCAUUGCAGUGGGCAGCAUCACGGGCCUGGUGGGCUUGACCUGCUCUCCCAUCAGCGUGGUUGGCGUUGGAAGCGGUGACGCCUGCAACGAAAGUCCUGUGUGCUGCACCGACAACUCUUAUGGUUCCCUCAUCUCCAUCGGCUGCGUCCCGGUCACUCUCUAA